AUGUGGAGACUGAAGCUUUCAGAAGGGGAAGAAGAUGAUCCAUUAUUGCUGAAAUCAUACAACAACCAUGUCGGAAGGCAGUUCUGGGAAUUCGUUCCAGACCUCGCCGGAGACAGGGCUAAAGUUGUUGAGGCUCGACGUCAGUUCCCUCAGAACCGCCGCCGUUUCGGAGCCAAACAGAGCUCCGACCUUCUCAUGCGACUCCAGUUCGCAAGGGAGAAUGAAGGGAGAGGAGUAGUGACGAAAGUAAAGAGUGAAGAAGAAGAAGAAGAAGAAGAAGAAGAAGAAGAAGGAAUGGUGAAGAGUGUAGUGAGAAAGGGGUUGAAGUUCCACUCGACUCUACAGCACCACACUGGGUUCUGGCCAGGCGACUAUGGCGGCCCUCUCUUCCUGCUUCCUGGUUUGGUAAUUAGCUUGUAUGUGACGUCGGGUGGCUUGUCUUCGGUGUUAGCUCAUGACCAGGAACAUGGAAUCGAGCUGCGUCGGUACUUGUUUAAUCACCAGAACGAGGAUGGAGGGUGGGGAUUGCAUAUAGAAGGGAGCAGCGUAAUGUUCUGCACCGUGCUAUCGUACGUGGCGCUCAGAUUGAUGGGCGAAGAAAUGGACGGAGGAGAUGGAGCGAUGGAGAAAGCGCGAGCAUGGAUCCUCGAUCACGGCGGUGCCGUUUACAUCCCGUCUUGGGGCAAGCUCUGGCUUUCGGUUCUUGGAGUUUACGAAUGGACUGGGGUUAAUCCACUACCCCCAGAGCUUUGGGUUUUUCCUUAUACUCUGCCAAUACAUCCAGGAAGAAUGUGGUGUCAUUCUCGGAUGGUGUAUCUGCCAAUGUCGUAUUUGUACGGGAAAAGAUUCGUGGGAACAGUGAAUCCUCUGGUAGUAAGCCUUCGAGAAGAGUUGUAUGUGCUUCCAUAUCGCAACAUUAAUUGGAAUCUCACUAGAAAUCUUUGUGCCAAGGAGGAUCUGUACUAUCCACACCCAUUCCUGCAAGACUUGUUGUGGGCUGGCCUCGACAAGGUUUGGGAGCCUCUAAUGGCGACAUGGCCGAUCUCCAAGCUCAGGGAAUCUGCCCUACAAACUUGCAUGCAACACAUCCAUUACGAGGAUCAAAACACCAACUACGUUUGUCUUGGUCCUGUCAACAAGGUCUUGAACAUGCUGUGUUGCUGGGUGGAGGAUCCGAAUUCAGAAGCAUUCAAGCGCCAUCUACCCAGAAUCAAAGAUUACCUGUGGAUAGCUGAAGAUGGCAUGAAAAUGCAGGGCCACAACGGUUCUCAAAUGUGGGAUGUGUCGUUUGCUGUCCAAUCGAUUCUUGCAACCAAUCUCUGGGAAGAGGAUUUCUGUGCUUCGAUGCUCAAGAAGGCACACGACUUCAUCAAAAGAACACAGACUGCAGUAUUGCUAUCUCAGAUGCCAGUGGGAACCGUAGGAGAUCCAAUUCCAGUUAGCCGAUUUUUCGAUUGUGGUAAUUUCAUCCUAUCCUUGCAGAAUGAAAAUGGAGGGUUUGCUUCCUACGAGCUUACAAGAUCUUACCAAUGGUUUGAGGCCCUCAAUCCUUCCGAAAUGUUUGGGGACAUUAUGAUAGAUUAUCAGUAA
Molecule: messenger RNA, 1590 nt
Organism: Linum tenue
Lineage: Eukaryota; Viridiplantae; Streptophyta; Magnoliopsida; Malpighiales; Linaceae
Source: the annotation of a GenBank genome assembly